Kluyveromyces marxianus DMKU3-1042 is the source of this 264-nucleotide messenger RNA. It is a transcript of the gene ACB1, whose product is annotated as long-chain fatty acid transporter ACB1. Gene Ontology annotation, molecular function: long-chain fatty acyl-CoA binding. The transcript is spliced from 2 exons. Bases 1 to 264 code for a protein of 87 amino acids. The record is from RefSeq and is a predicted model, not a curated record. NCBI's taxonomy places the organism in Eukaryota, Fungi, Ascomycota, Saccharomycetes, Saccharomycetales, Saccharomycetaceae. Gene Ontology annotation, biological process: fatty acid metabolic process.
AUGGUCUCCCAAUUAUUUGAAGAAAAAGCCAAAGCGGUUAACGAAUUGCCAUCUACUCCAAACAACGACGAGUUGUUGAAGUUGUACGCUUUGUACAAGCAAGCCACUGUUGGUGACAACAACAAGCCAAAGCCAGGUAUGUUCAAUCUGAAAGACCGCUACAAGUGGGACGCCUGGGAGUUGUUGAAGGGUACUUCCCAGGAAGAUGCCGAGCAACAAUACAUCGAAUUGGUCGAUUUGUUGAUCAAGAAGUACAGUGCUUAG